Pomacea canaliculata is the source of this 8026-nucleotide messenger RNA. Its product is annotated as zwei Ig domain protein zig-8-like. The transcript is spliced from 9 exons. Gene Ontology annotation, cellular component: neuron projection membrane. The coding region runs from base 1106 to 1753 and encodes 215 amino acids. NCBI's taxonomy places the organism in Eukaryota, Metazoa, Mollusca, Gastropoda, Architaenioglossa, Ampullariidae. The record is from RefSeq and is a predicted model, not a curated record. Gene Ontology annotation, biological process: synapse organization.
GGUACGGUUCCAGGGGAAGAACUCCAGCUUCCAGCCUUGACUGUCGCGGACAGUGUUGUGGCGUUGUGUCGGGAGCGGAGGAUGGAGGGAUGGAGAGAUGGAGGAGGUUGGGAGGGCAAGUGCGCGGCGCGCGAGUUGCGAAAGCGAGGCUGCGGGAGGCGCGAAUACUUCCGUCGCUCACCCACCGCCGUUGUUAGCGCCGUGCGGCGGUUGACAUAACACACGGCACGGUUCGACUCAGCGUUAACUUGCUUUUCUUGCGCCACCCGCUACUGUUUUUAGCAGAUGUACUGCCCGGGUACCCACCCGCCCAUCCACCGUCCCUCCAUCUCUCAUUCUUUCUCCUUCAGUGCCGUCGCUUGUUCCUUCGGUGCGUCUCUCUGAGAAAGAAACUCAAGACAAAACUUCAGAAAUUUUUUUGUCUUCGGAGGAGCAAAGUUUCUGAGGCCAGGCUGGGCGAGGUGAGCUCAUCGUUAUUGAGAUUGUGAAGUUUCUGUGACUGGGUUUGCUCAUCUUUCUGGACAGUUUCACCACUGGGAGGUCUGUGUUCACCCUCCCACGAUUUGAGGAAGGUGGUGUUAGAAACUAUCGCUAAAGAAAGAUUUUUUUAAAACAAGAAAAAUAGAUGAAAAGUGAGGAAAUAAGGUGCUUGUCAACUUUCCAGUAUGUUUUCAUUCCUUUGGACAUAUUAAUACAUACGACUGGAUUGGCUUUACGUGUGCUUUCGUCUCGUAACAGCUCCGGAGGGGGGCACGUUUGCAAGAAAUGACAAAGAAACCAGUGCGACCAGCUUCCACGACUAGCAAGAUGGAUUGGAUUCUGCGGAAAUGGAGUAAGGUGAACAAUGUCAAGCUUUGGACUGUAAGCUUCGUGAUUUUCAUCUGCCAUCAAACGAGAGCUUUCAACCUGGACGAGGUGGAGCUAAAUUCCAACAUGCCUCGAUUUCUACCGACACCCACAUUUUACACAGCUCAGGUUGGCCAGACCGCAAUAUUGGAAUGUGCCAUCACUGAUCUCGACGAAAAAAAGGUCAUCUGGAGAAAAGCCUCAGACCCCAAUCCCCUGACAGUGGGGAAGGAGACGUUUUGGGAGGAUCAUCCGCUUCAUGCUGGAGCACGACCCCGGUUCCCAGCACUGGAACCUCCUCAUCAAGCGCGUGCGUCUGCAGGAUGCCGGCGUGUACGAGUGUCAGGUCAGCUCCAAGCUCAGACAUCUUCGACACCACGUGCUGCUGGAGGUCCAUGAUACACGGGAACCGAUAUCCACGCCAACUCCAAGACCCUCUAUUCAAAUCUCUGGGUCCGCUGCUGUGGACAAAGAUGACCGCAUCUACCUCAUUUGUAACGCCACCGGCCUGGAGUAUCCUCCGGAGGAUUUGGACUGGUUCUUUGAAGGAAUCAAACUGGCGACCAAUGCAGAUGAAAAGACAUUUAUCCAGAAGUUUGUGUCGUUGACUGACAAAACGAUUGUAAGCAUCCUGGAGAUACGGGACGCCCAGCUCGACCACAGCGGAAUCUACACGUGUAGAACCUCCAACCUGUUGGUCAAGAGCACACAGGUCACUGUCCUCAGUGCCGAUACCUACAAUGUCAAGAGAGGAACCGACAAAGGAAGCAAGGGGACUCCAUCUGCUCGUCUUCGUCUUUCAAGUUAUGCCAGCCACAGACUACACUGCCUCACAGUUGUGUCCCUUUUGCUCAUUGUCCGUCUCUCAUUGAUGUUGACAUUGUCCACCUGGAGCCUGUAUGGCUGACAUUUGUUUCCCCAAUCUUAUCCCCGGACAUGCCCUGUUUGGGUGAAAAGCUCACUACAAUGAAUACACAAGUGCCACAGGUAUUUUGACAGACCCAGUGGUAACCUGAUCACCUGUCACAACACCUGAGCUCAGUGAGGUCUCUGGUAGCUGCUGACUCACUUUCACAUCACAAACAUGAUGAAGCUGUGACAUGUUCCUAAGAUCGAAGUAAAUAGAUUGUCGUCUGUGUGUGAACAGCAGAAGAAAAACUUGCUGAGAACAUUCCAGUCAGGAGUGAGUGGUGGUGACUGGGGGUGGGGAUGAGAGAUAAAGAUGACCUGGCAACCACCCGCCAUCAGCUUCGCCACAAACACAUCGGAUACAUUGAUGGAGGGACAGGGGAAAGAGGGAGGGGAAGUAAGCUAAAUACUACAAACUGUCUAUCAGGUGGUGUUUUCUCUAUAUGUAUCAAAAUACCUUGCCGUUUAUUACUCCUCCAUUACUAUCUCAUAGUUCUACCUCUGUCCUGCGGUCCAGUUAUGUUUGUUUCUGGCCUUUGUACAGCGCUGUGGAACUAGUUUUUCUCGUGAACUGUCCCUGAUUCAGAGAACUGCUUGCAGUUAGAAACAUGAAACUUAAAAACCGAGACUUGUGUGGGAUUUACAAAGAAUUGUGUGAAUUCAUAUCGGAGUGUCAGAAACCGGGGACACCUGGAGACAGCUCCAUGAUCAUGUUUGAUUUGCCCUUUGGAGAGGAGGAAACAAAGACAUUAUUACCGGCUUCUCCUGGAUAGAAAUGAAACUUCCAGUGUGAACUGUAAUGCCUUGCUUUUGGGUUUGUGUCCAAGAAAUAAAUCAGAGAAUUCCCAGUUAUUGUAAUAAGUACAGUAUGAGUUUGAAAAUGCCUUUUGCGGCGAAAAAGAUUUUUUUGAAAUUUCUGACAUGAAGGAGAAAGACUAACAAAAGUAGAGAGGCAAGGAGAAAGAACAAAUACCUGGCAAAACAGAAUAGUCUUCUUCUGAGAAGUAUUGAUUUAACUCCUCAAGUUCGAUUAAUUCCUAAAUUAUUUCAUGCUAGACAUGAUGUGCAGUGAAAAUAAAAACAACUUUUAUUGUUUGUGAAUACAAGAGGAUUAGAACUCAUUUCUGAAAAGGAGUAAUUUAUAACAUUUGUGAAAAUAUGCGACUGUAGCGACAAGAAGUUAUUGAUAAUGUGAUUGAUAAUUGAUGACUUAAGAAGGGAUGCAUAGUUAUCCUUCUUUUGUAACAGUUUCCCACGUGAUGUAAGUUAUCGCCCAAAAUGCGAACAAUGAUGAUGCCACUCCAAUAAGAACUGUAUUCUUGUUUCUACAUCGAGUGCGUUCGUCCCACCCUGGAUGACAUGUGACACACCCCAGUUCAUCGCUCAGAUCAUAGAAGAAAAAUAAAAAUACAUUUGAACAUAAGUUAUUUGAAAUGCAUUUAUGUAUCAUGAUCUUUUUUCGUUUUCUUCUAUCGUUUACUCAAUUAUUAUUUUUUUUUGGUGGGGGUAAUCUUAGGACCGAUUACUUUGUUGAUGUAAAGUUUUCUAAAGGUAAUGAGAAUUAGCCAUACAUAGCUGAUUUUAUUUGGUUCUGUCAUUAUUUCUGUGUGAAUUGUCAGAAAUCGUGAAUGUCAAGUUUUACAAACAGCUUAUUUCUUUGUAGUUCCAUCAUCAAAUGUAAUUUUAACUGUUCUCUUGCCUGAUGCAAGACAAAGCUCGUAAAUGGCAUUGAAAACAAUCGUGUAAACAUCCCACACAGGUAACAUGCUCUGCUAAACUGUUUUAUCUGUGAUUAGUAAACAAAGCUUCUGUACCUACUUAGCCAUGGCUUCUAUACUCUGUUACAUCAGCGAACUUUGCACCUUCAUCUACUGGAAUAUUUGCACGAUAGCUGUGUUCCGUGCCUUUUCUGUUAAACAAUUUAUUGCAAUUAUUGUUAGGACUGGGACAUAUCUUCUUCAUAUCUUCAUCAUAUCUUCUUUAAUCACCUUUACAACAAUCUCGUCAUCCGUCCUUCAGCACUUCUGCCAUUUGUCUGCUCCGUUACUUUUAUCCAUGGCUCUGUGAGUGUCGUCUCCUGCGAUUGGCCUGUCCGCGUGUGGGUGUGUGUGUGUGUGUGUUGUCUAUGCAUGCAUAUGUCUGUGUGUGCAUUUGUAAUAUGAGUGAAUGUGUGUUUAUUUGGAGACGACUAGGAUUACCUGUUUCUACAUCCAUGUUUUACUACAGCUUCUGCACAUACCUGUGUGUUCCACUAUUCAGUUUUCAGUCUGGUCAUCAGCCACUAUACGUCCAAGUCAGAGAUUCCUUCUAAUUAGCAGGUCAUUUCUAGGACAACGACCCCAAGGAUAAUUACUUUUAGAGAGAGUCCCCCACCACCAUCUACAACAAUCACCUUCGUAUUUCAUUUAAUUUUCCAUUUAAAAACCAAUGUCGCUAUUUAUUGUCAUGAUAUCCUCUUGUCUCAUUUCGAACAAACUGCAUCCGAAUGGUGCGAUUUUCUAUAUAUAAUUACCGCACCUCCAGCUUUGUGUAAUUACGUGAUUAACUACGUGAUUGUGUAUUUCAAUAAACUGUUGUCAUCCUUGUCACAACACGUUGAUUUUUCUCCGUCCUACGAGCACACUGCAAUCAUGUAGUCUUCGCUGCUUUUUUCGUGAGUUUCCUUAAGUUUAAUGUCUCCCCAUCACUCAAUCAGCAUUUGAGACAAAUCAGCAGCAGUUUAACAAAGGGUUCAACGUGCAAGUUUUACUGCCUCCCUUCUUUCGUGAGACAAUCGAGAGAGGAAGCCAUGUAGAUGUCCCACUCGCUGGAAGCCUCAAACAGGACCUUGUUCUGGCCAAGACCAAUAGCUUGAUCCCCGGUUCCACAAUGUCGGUGCAAUUGUGAACUGUGCAAUUGUGGAAGAAUAAUUUCUCUGGGGGUGCGACAGUGGCUGUCUGACUAUUUCUGUUUAGCAUUUAACAGGGUACUUCGACUGGCGAUGUAUACGAACCAGGGAUAGUAGGACCGAAGGCGUUUACAUGUCCAGACCAUGUUUUCGAGAAGGAUUCCCACGAUUAUUUAAUCCAUGUAGCAAGACUCUCAUCCUGGCAGCACAAGAAUGGUGUAGGAUGUCUGUAAAGGGCAAUGCCAGAACUAAGCUAGUCUUCCACAAAGACAAUAGUCUGUCGUUCGACCAUGUAUGUGCAUCGCGAACCCUGGUGACAUUUUGUCAUUACUGUUCUCAGCUUGACGAUCUUUAAAUCUCGAUUUCAGAUGAAAGGAAUACGGCUCCAGUUCUUAAGCAAGAGAUCAACCCUUUGUAAUCCAUUUUUUUUUUUCAGCGAUUUUUUCGUUUGAUUCUCAAUAUGAUGUUAAAUUAUUUUGCCACGUACAUAGUACAUGACUGAGUCUGUUGUACUUAGUAUGUGAAGUAUACAAGCAUGAAAGACAACUAUUAAUAAAAUUGGUUUUAUCAUUAUACGGUUUUUAUCUUUAUCUUUCUUACUGAUAUAUUUAAUGAAUAAUUGUACGUGUUAUCAAUUCCCUUAUUGAUUGUCCAUUCUAGUCCGAUUGUGGUUUAUUUUGAUUAAUUAUGAUUUAUAAUAUCAUCAUCGCUAUUUUUGCCUUUUCUAAGAGCAAGAGGCGAUGGGUUGAGUUCUUGUUCUUAGUUACUUACUAAAACACACUAGAAACUGAAUUUUCAUAAUUGCUCUUAGUACCACGCUUAGCAUUAACUGAAACAGAAUCGUGAUUGUUGAUGACAGGACCGUCACUCCAAUCAAUCGAUCAAUAAAUCAAUCAAUCAAUCAAAGAAAAAUGUAGAUUGAAAUUCUCAACAGAAGAAAAAUUUUUUUCUGUUGCUUUUUUUUCAGUGCGGAGGAGUUUCCUUACUUCUCCAUUUCCAGCUGCAUUCCUCUCCCGUAUAGUUAUCUCUUCUUUCCAUUGUGGACGUAGUACAACCCACACAAAGGAACAAUUCAUUGGAGAGAGAUUUAGCCUCAGAAGCUUAAAAGGACAGGUUGUUAAAGUAAGUUCAAGUGAACAUUGCAAGGUUUUCUCGUCCUGAGCAGAAUGAAGCUCGUUCGUAAGAGAAGCAGUCAGGGAUGGAAGUGUCUGGAACACGACUGUAGGGAUCGUCUCGACAGUCGAACUUCCCUAAUAAAUGUUGAAGGAUCUCGCCAUUGGCCAAACGUCAGAAUUGUUCUUUUCUCCGAUAAAUGAAGUCGGACGUAGUUUCCAUUUUCCCCAUCUGUUGUCUGGAGCAGGCAAAAUGACUUGGCAUGCAUCUGGAAUAAGCUGACAAAAUAUUCCACCAGCUUCCUUCACAAUGCUGUUCCUCGUCUCAGCUUGAGAAGAUGUGCACGAAAAAUAUAUAGAAAUAUUUUGAAAGAUUCGUGAUGAAUCUUACUGAGUAUUUUUUACGACAAAAACACAAGUUCCUGAGAGGCUGAGACUCCAUUUAUCUCAUUCCAGUGUAUUUUUUCCUGUAAUGGACAUUACCUAUCAAGUCGUAAAAAUGUUUUGAUUAAAAAGAAACAGGAGGAAGAAAAUAUUUUUUUGUUCAUUUAUUUGAAAUUUCUGUUAUUUGCUUUCUGAAAACAAGUUUGGAAUGGAGCUCAGGCGUCACUCGUACAGUUGUGAUCACAAUGUUUUCAAGAUUUUCAAUUUUUCAAGUUAGUUAUUAAAUCCACUUCUGUAAUAUUUCUGUAACAGUACCACCCUUCUGGCAUCUUUUUACAUCUUUAUCGCAUUUCUUUCCUGUGUUCCUGUAGCCAUUUCCUAUAUUUUUUCUGAUAAAUUCUGCGUAUCUGUAUUUCUGUGGUAGGUUUAGACAGUAUCGAACUUCUUCAUGAUUUUCGUGCAGAAAACUUUUUCUUCUUAUCCUUCUUCCCGUCUGCAGUAUCGUGAGACUGAUGACUGUUGGAGACGGUGAACACGUGAUGAGUGAGCAAACAGGUCAACUAAGCAAAGUUCGUCGAUUCAUAUGAGGCCUUACAUAUACACACAUCUGAUCACCCUGGUCCUUGUGUUACUUCUCUGGCAUAGUUUUAUUGUCUUUCUUUCCUUUUCUCAUGAUCUAGUUAAGCUGUACUCCCUCUUGGCAUCUUUGUGAACUAUUUUUAGAAGCUUUCCAGUUUUAGGGGAUGCAGGUUAGUUAUCCGAGUGUAAAACCACCCAAGAUGCAUAAAAUUUGCAUGUUGCUUUGUUGUAUUAAAAUCGUUCACCAUGCACCGGAAAGUGUUGCCGGUUGAUUCAUUGUAAAAUAACCUUGUAAAACGUUGUUGAUAUACUGUGUGUCUUUAUUGUUUCUUUGUUUACAAUAUGAUAAUAGGUCUGUUGUUACACGUGAGGUAUGCUUACUAUUUGGCAAUCAGUGUAUGUGUGCGGAUGGUCAGAAUGCAGAAUUCGUCGGUUUAAAUAUUAAACCGAAAUGUAUUUAUACUUGUGAACAUAAUAAACAUAAAUCGUCAACCAUCAAACCCGAGUCAUGCAUGAAGUUUAGCUCAAGAGUUAGACACGAUGACCAAUCAUAGGUCUGUGUCUUUAAUCAAUGUCUUUAGUUUCCCCCAAAAUUGUUGUUUAUGGUUUUUUAAAGACAUGUAGAUUGACUUAAUUACCAUUUACUGUGUUCUAUGAAAGCCACUGCCAGUGAGAAAGAAAGUUCUAAUGUCCAGUCAACAGCCUACAUUUCGUAAGGACGGGAAACAAUUUUUUUUUUCCAAAACCAGAGAAUUGUGAUGUUUCGAUGUAAGAACCUCUUGAUGGACCGCUAAAAUUUGCAUCUGAUACUGAUUGAAACUCACUCUAAACACAAAUACUUGGGUUUAUCUUGAAAGGAAUAGUCUCACUCACUCACUCUGUCACUCAGGCAGUCAUGCUAGUGCAUCAUUUAUGAACGUUCGAGUAUUUUUUUCCAUAAAUACACAUGUUCAUUAUUUUCAGUCUCGAGAAGGCACACAAGAAAUAUUAUUUGCCUCGCAUCUCAGCCUACAAACAUGAUUUUCCCAUCAACAGACUGUAAAGCUGGUGUAUUGCUAAACGACCCCCACAUUCAAUAACGACUUAUUAAUAUUUUCCUUCUGAGGCCUACUUAAGAAAAAAACUAAUCAGAGCUCGUUCCAUCAUCAUUCGCGCACAUGUGAGAGGAAAAAUCAAUCGAUCAUCACAAAAGAUCGGAAUGUCAUAAUUCAAUGUUUCUAUUCGCCUGUAAAGAACUUGCCAUAAACGCUAGCUUUAUGAUUUGUGUGUGAAUGUCUGGACACUGUGAAAAUAAACGGCUUUUAUUUUA